Messenger RNA from Danio rerio (zebrafish), 8159 nucleotides. NCBI's taxonomy places the organism in Eukaryota, Metazoa, Chordata, Actinopteri, Cypriniformes, Danionidae. The record is from RefSeq and is a predicted model, not a curated record.
AAAGAAAAAAGCUUGUAUGUUUUCCUCCUUGUGAACCCCGCGCACACGAGUGGGACUGAAGCCCGUGAGGAGGAGAAUUGAGUCUCCAGUUCAGCACAGACACGCGAUUCUGCAUCAACUGACUUCAACACACUUCAUUAUCAGUACAUGGAUACGACUCUUCACCAUGGCAGACUGUGGAUUAUUAAUUUCAUAAUGUGGACAUGAGAGCAUAAACAGUUCAACAAUGUAUAAGACAGCAAAUGAUUAAUAGCUCGAGCUUGUCAGAAAACAGGGAAGAAACCGAGCUCCUCCUCGUCCAGAAUGUGUGACCCAGCAGCGGAUUCCCGUCUGCUAUGGAGAUUCAUGGUGCUACUGUGUGUUUUGGCCUGUUUAACACACAGAAGCAGCGGCUGCCCCAAAUCAUGCGUCUGCUACGCUCCGUCUGAAGUGCACUGCACAUUCAGAUACCUGAGUGAAAUGCCCGGAGACAUCCAGACAGCUGUGGAAAGAAUUAACCUGGGGUAUAACAGUUUGUCAAGUCUUCAAGCGAACGCUCUCUCGGGACUGAAUAAGCUGGAAUUGUUAAUGCUGCAUAGUAACAUGAUCAAAACUGUUGAGGACAGCGCGUUCAGUGGCCUCACAUCUCUGCAGGUUCUGAAAAUGAGUUACAACAGAGUUGAGAAGCUCAACAAGGACACAUUCAGAGGCCUGGACAAUCUUGUACGCCUUCAAUUGGACCACAAUCUCAUCACCUUCAUCCACCCGGAGAGUUUUUAUGGAUUAAAACGCCUGCAGUUGAUCAACCUUGAAGGAAACCAGCUCCAGCAGCUUCAUCCAGACACAUUUAUUUCAGUGCGCUUUGGUCAGAUUUUAAAAUGGUCAUCUCUCAAGACUAUUUAUUUGUCUGACAAUGCUUUAGGCACACUGCCUGCCGCUGUAUUAUCUGGCUGCGUCAAGAUAGAAAAUCUGUUUCUAAGUGGAAACCCUUGGUCAUGUGAUUGCCGGAUGAGUUGGCUGGCCAAGUGGAUAGAGAAACACCCUGGUGUUCUCAAAUGCAAAAGAGACAAAAAGUUUCUGAAAGAACCAUGUCCCAUCUGCGAAUUUCCACUUUCUUCCAGAGGCAGCAGCAUUGUGCAAUUGCAAAGUGAUGGCUACACAUGCAGCAGACCGCAGAUAAAGCCUUACUUAAAGUUGAGGAAUUUUACCAUGACUGAUGGUGAUUACACCGAAGUGUCUCCUGUAGAUUUUGUCGCACCCAUUGGUUCCUUAGAAAUGAACAUCAAAGAUCAAUCUCACAGUGAUGCCAGGGUUGCAUGUCUUGUGCAGAGACCUUCAUCAAUGGAAAACAUGUCUGCAAUCUUUGGACUGGAUGGAAAAGACGUAACUGCCCUGCGAGCAACUGUUUCCACAUUGCUAGUCUGCAAUAUUGAUUAUGAUGAUAUACGUGAGAUUUGGGACAUUUUGGCUACCUAUAGCGAUUUCCCAAUGAUCCUUGAGCGAGAAUUAGCAAUUUCUUUACAAUCAGACGCAGUCUACACAUAUAAGCAGGCAGUGUCCACUGCAGAGGAUGUUUUCACAGAAAUCGAAGCAAAAAUCAAAGCCAUUCCUGAAUGGUUAAUGCAAGGUAGGGUUAUGCUACAACUGGAUCGUGCAACAACAGCAUUCCCAACACUUACCAUCAAGUAUUUAUCGACCAUUCAAAUAGAUGUUGGGGGCAGCAAGAAUAAUAGAGAUGAGUAUAGUUGGACUAUGAUUAGAAGGGACAACCAGACCAGGACUGAGCACUUACUCCUUGUUGGUGGCAUGACUGAAUUAAAUUGCCAGACUUUCGGGAAUCCCAAACCCAUAAUUGAAUGGAUUCUACCAGAUGGAAGUAAGAUACGUGCACCAUAUAACAGCGAGGACCAAAGGAUUGUAAUAACUCAUGAAGGAAUUCUUUCUGUAAAAUCAGCUGAAAUCUCAGACACGGGUGUCUAUCAUUGCAUUGCGACCAGCUAUCUGGAUGCAGAUGUUCUUGCCUUUAGGGUCACUGUGAUGCCUCUGGAUAUUGAGGAGGAAGAGAUUAACGGAAUCAGAGUCUCACAUCACCUUGGUCAGAACCUACGUCUUGAUUGUACAUCACUUAGCAGUCCACAGGCGUCCAUCCAGUGGAUACUUCCCGACCACACAGUUUUAGACAAAUCUUAUGGCAAAAGAACUCUCCAUAGAAAUGGCACUUUGGUCAUACAUGGAUUGACUUACAGGGACAUAGGGUUUUACAGAUGCUUAGCUGGAAAUUUUCUGGGAGCGGACUUGCUUGCUUCUCAAGUAACCAUCUAUGAUGAUUGGGUAAAUAGCACAAUGCCAACUCAUGUAAAGGAAUCUAACCAUCGUGUUGUACAAAUUAUAGACAAUAGUCAGACACUUGGAAGUAGGUAUCUCUCUCAAAGGACAAGUGAGGAGUCAAGGAGUAUUACCUCAGACAGGCCUUACACUUGGCUACAGUCCCGAUUUCAUAAAGUUCCCAUCGGUAGAAGAGGGAAUGGAAGGAACUCUAGAAGAGUCUUUAAUAAAAGGUUUCAGAAAGAGGGGAAAACGUUGAUCAACAAGCCUCAAAUCAAAGAAAUAAAUAAAGAGGCAGUAAACUUGUCUAAAACUCUCUUUAAAGAACAAUCUGAUGACAAUAACGCAGCCUCGGGGGAUGGUAUAAAUGAAGAUGAAUUUAUUGUAAUUUCAACAACUAAAACACUUGAGAAAAAACAAGUUAGCUCCAUCAACACUGAAAUCCCAAGGACUUACAAAACAGUUAACAGUGCUUUCAUUCAAGUAACAUCUGAUGACACUAGUCAUGUCUUAAGAACAAAGAAAAAAAGUAAUUUGGUUACAGGAAUAACAGACUCUCAGACUCCUACCUCUCCAAUAACUCCAAGCUACACUUUAAGUAACUAUGGAACACAAAGAAAUUACAAAAAACAAAGUAAGACCAAGUCAGAUUAUAAAUUAAAUCAAACUGAUGGAGAAACCUCUUUAUAUGAUACCGCAACAAGUAGACCCUCGGAGACACUUGUGACUCACAAACCUUCUCUGAUCGAAGUUACAGAGCUUACGUUCUCUGGGGAUUCAGAAGAUGUUACCUCUGGGACAACACAGUAUAACUUCCAAGGCCCAAAUGUCACCAAUGUGGAGCCUAAGAGUCAGACGAUAUUCACAGCAGUCACCACAACCGAAGAUCAAGAGAAGAUCACAUUUCAGACAACUCAAAGGAUCAAGUCAGAGCUCCUUCCUGGGUCUACCAUCAUCUCUAAACACCAGAUCCAAAUCGUUCCUUCCAGAAAAAUGCAACCAGGAAAGAAGCGCAAGUUUAACGGCAGGCGUAGGAUCAUUCGUCCCAGCAAAAUUUCAGACAUACAGUCAAUACUUGAUAAAUUUAAACUUCAUUCUACAAACAAGGAAGACAACCUCCCAAUUUCAGAAACUACUGACAAAUUUGCAGAGUGUGUCAAAAUGAAAAGUGAUAAAUCUGGGGUGUCUACAGAUAAAUGCAGAAUCUCAGUUGAUCAAAGCCCGAUCAACUCUACAGAUAUGUACCACAUAACAAUAUCCUCUUUGAGUGUAGCAGAACAACCUGUCAGGGCAGGCUCUAGAGCGACUGUAACUGACUCACAAAUGUCAACAACUUUGGUGCACUCCAUUUCUGAGGAGUCUGGCGGUUAUAAAAAAUAUUUUAACUCAAAAGAGAAAGCUUUCACAGCUACAACCACAUCCACAACCACAAUGUCUUCUCAAUUCACACAGGGGAAGAUUCUAUGGCAGGGAUCAUUUGAAAACAAUGGAGAGACCCCCAGGAAGCAUCAAAACUCAAUCACGCUAUCCACUAACAAAGAGCAGAUGACUUCAACAUCCACUGCAGAACCUUAUAAGUCAACAACCCCACUUCCCACUACAGAACUCCAUCUCACACAUGUUAAUGUCUCUCCUACAAAGACAAAAGAAAGCAACAAUACUCCAGACGCAUCAUCAGAUGACUCAUCAGGUUCUUCCUCCUUAACAGAAACAGAUUUCUCUGACAACAUCAUAACUCCAUCUAAACCAUCUAGGAGUUUCACCUCUCCAACCUUCCAUGAACUGUCCACAACCACAGAACCAACAGGAGUUUCUCACAGUCUAUUAGCCCCACCAACGAUGAAAACUGUGCAGAAGCAAGACACUUCUCAGAGUAAGUUCUCAAGCACAGGAUUGUGGAGAAAGCAAAAGCCUGGUUACCACAGACGAGGCUUCAGAGGGAGAAGGCCCAUAAAAAAGACAACCACUAAACCCCCAGUUGGCACAAUGACUAAAAUUGCGGUAGAGUCGGCUGCCACUCACUCCACAAACACACCAACACAAACUAAACACAGAGGUGUAGGAAUACACCAUUUGCACCCAACUCUUAAAGAAUCAGAGAGACCUGUAUCAACUGGUAAUACUGAUUCUGGCAGCAAGGGGUGGAGCGAUUCCUUGACUACAAAAACCACUAUAGUUGAUUUAAAUCCUACAGUGACAAGACCACACACAACUGUACAGUCCCAAAUUCAACACAAAACCAAAAACGCCAAAGUAAACACAAAUAUGAGGGGUACCCCAGAAAGAUUUUGGAGACAUACAACACAGAGUCCUGUGAUCAAGAUUCAGCCAACAACUCAUGAACACACAGUCAAGGACUGUUUUGGGUGUCUUCAUCCAAAGGCUUCUGGAAAAUCUCAGCGCAGAACAGUUACUUCAGAUACAAUGACUACUUCAACAGCAUUCCCAAUUACUCCAUUCCCAUACACCAGUAGCACUACUGGAAAUCUGAACGCAUAUGAUCACUCUACAUGGUAUGACACGUCAUCUCUUAAGCAUAUUACCUCCAAGCCAGUGAUUGAUGGUGGAAAAGCUGCCAGUUUCACUGUUCUGUCAAACUCUGAUGCUUUCCUCCCAUGCAAGGCCACUGGCAACCCUGAGCCCAUCAUCAGCUGGAACAGAUUCUCAUCGACCACAGGUAUUAUGCUGACCAUCAAGGGUAAAAUGGGUAAAUUUGAAGUCUUGAAGAAUGGAACAUUGUUAAUCCACAGAACAAACAUUAAAGACCAUGGACAGUACAUAUGCAUUGCCGAGAACGACUAUGGUUCUGACAAGCUUGUGGUAACAUUGUCAGUUGUGGCCUAUCCCGCACGGAUAUUGGAGACAAAGAUGAGGGAUCUCAAGAUUCUGGCUGGGAAAACGGUGCACAUGGCGUGCAGGACAGAGGGCAGACCGGUGCCUAUUGUGUCAUGGAUUCUGCCAAAUCACACUGAAGUGAAGGGGCCAAAUGGUGAGCAUGGCAGAGUAAAAGUAUCCCCAAUGGGAACGUUAACCAUUCAAGAGGUGUCAGUGUCAGAUCAUGGACAUUAUAAGUGUGUUGCGAGCAAUCCAGGGGGUACUGACACAGCUACUGUUCAUCUCCAGGUGGUAGCAACACUGCCUGUAAUACUGGAAGAAAAACAACAGCUUGUGAAAGCUGAUGCUGGGCAGAAUCUGUUUUUGCCCUGUACUACUCAUGGUGACCCACAACCCACAACACACUGGGUCUUACACAAUGGCGUUAUAGUUUUACCUCUAACUUACUCACACACCAAAAUUUCAGUUUUUGCGAAUGGUACACUUUACCUGAGGAACUUAGACGUUUCUGAAAGUGGAAAGUAUGAGUGUAUUGCAACAAGUUCUACUGGAUCAGAACGUCGAGUUGUUACACUUUCUGUGAAGAGGACAGAAACCAUCCCGAGGAUCGUUGUGACAUCACGACACCACACUGAUGUGGAAUAUGGUGGCCAACUUCAUCUGAACUGCUCUGCAGUUGGUAACCCAACACCUGAAAUUAUGUGGCGGCUACCUUCAAAGGUCCUCGUAGACAAGACACACAGAAUGGGCAGUCGCAUCAAAGUCCUGGAAAAUGGUACCCUAAUCAUUGAAUCACUCAAUGAGAAAGAUAGUGGGGACUUCCUCUGUGUUGCACGCAACAAAGUUGGAGAUGACACACAGCUAAUGAAGGUAUCAGUAUCUAUGAAGCCAGCUCGAAUUGAACCAAGUGUUUUCAGCAGGAAGCAAGUGCCUUAUGGCAAUGACCUAAAAGUGGACUGUGUGGCUGCUGGGGUGCCUAUGCCAGAGAUAUCAUGGGGACUCCCUGAUGGUACGCUGCUCAAUAGUGCCCUGCAGGCAGAUGAAACGGAGGGGGACCAGUUGAAACGAUACAUCUUAUUUAAUAAUGGAACGCUGUACCUGAAUACAGUGGGUACUGACGAGGAAGGGGACUAUACCUGUUAUGCUGAAAACAAAUUGGGUAAAGACAAGAUGCAUGUUCACAUAAGUGUGCUAACAGCGGCGCCUUACAUUCAGCACCCAAAGCUUUCUAAUGCCAGAGUUAAUCCAGGUGGAAAUGUCCGCUUCGAUUGUAAGGUUAUCGGUGAGCCCAAGCCAAAGGUCUUUUGGAUGCUGCCAUCCAAAGACAUAAUCGCUGCCUCUAAUGAGCGUUACUUUGUGCACGCUAAUGGGUCUCUUGAUAUACGAAAUGUUAAAUUAUCUGAUGCUGGGGAGUAUGUCUGCAUGGCUCGUAAUGCAGCAGGUGAGGAGAAUAAAGUUUAUAAACUGGACAUCGAUGGAAACCCACCCAUAAUCAAUGGCUUCAAGCAAAACAGAACGGUGCUAAAAGAUACAGCAAUCAAAUACACAAGAAAGCUAAUAGACUGCAAUGCUGAAGGGGAUCCAGUGCCAAAGAUCACGUGGAUCAUGCCUGACAAUAUAUUUCUCACAGCUCCUUAUUAUGGGAGCAGGAUCAAUGUGCAUGUCAAUGGUACGCUAGAGAUCCGUAAUGUCCGGCCAUCGGAUACAGCAGAGUUUAUUUGUAUUGCUCAGAACGAUGGAGGCGAGGCGGUCAUGUUAGUUCAACUGGAAGUGACCGACAAGCUCAUGAGACCCAUUUUUAAGAACCCCUUUAAUGAGAGAGUAGUGACUCGGGUUGGGAGAACUGCAGUGCUAAACUGUUCUGCUGAUGGACAACCCACACCCGACAUCAUAUGGACACUACCCAACAAGACUCGAUUCACUAGAGCGCAAGGGCUUGAAGGCUCAAGAUACCACCUAGGUAGGGAUGGAACAUUUGUGAUUUAUAACUCCAGCAUAGAAGACUCUGGUAAAUACCGCUGCGCUGCCAAAAACAAAGUGGGAUAUAUUGAAAAGCUUGUCGUUCUUGAGGUGAUUCAAAAGCCUUAUAUUCUAACACGGCCAAAGGGGAUUAUUCGGGGUAUUUCUGGACAGUCUCUCUUCCUACAUUGCCUGACAGAUGAAAUAAAGUCCACUAUUUCUUGGACCAUGCCAGGAGGUUUUGUUCUCGCAAGUCCACAGGUGAGUGGACGCUAUCAGUUAAUGGAAAAUGGGACACUUGUUGUACAUGAGACAACCAUGCAAGAUCGUGGGAAUUAUGUGUGCAAAGCAACAAACGACGCUGGUGAGGCUGUUCUCACUGUGUCCGUCAUAAUUCUUGCAUAUCCAGCUCGAAUUACCAAUGGGCCACCUCCGGCUUUGAAAGGAGUGACGGGAGUUCCUGUUCAUCUGCAGUGUGUUGCUAAUGGUAUACCUACACCAGAUAUAGUCUGGGAGCUGCCUGAUCGCUCGAUUCUUGCUACGAAUGGAAAGGGACAACCUGUCGGCAGUGAGCUUCUCCAAGCACAAGGGACACUUAUAAUUCGAAAUCCUACAAGAAUGCAUUCUGGGAAUUACAAGUGUAUCGCCUUUAAUUACCUGGGCAGAGAUACCAGAACAACAUACAUGACAAUACUAUAAUUCACAACUUAAUGACUUUACAGCGGUGACUAUUCAAAAGAGAUGUGUGCCAGGUAGUGUAAAUAUUUACCUAAAGUUAAAUGGAUUAAACAUUGGUAGGUAUGCUGCCUAAAAGAACACAAAGUGUGAGAUAUUCAGCCUUUGGGGGAAAAAAAAAACAUCCAUGUGAAGUUUUUUUAUUAACUAAUUUCGAGAGGAUCACAUGCUUAUGAUUGAACACAGCAGGUGAUGCAUUAGCCAAUUUAUGAUUGAACAAUCAGACGAUUCCUAAGCCACUAUAUAUACACCCUGAGUUCCAUAUCACAGCCAUCUUUGUUUUGAAGAAUCCCCCCUUCCUCCCCUCCUCCUCCUCCUUGUCUAGA